UCUCCACCUCGCACUUCAAUCUCCCACACGCACGAACUAACUAACGAGGCCCAUGUGCCGCGCAUGCGACCGCCUUAACCCACUCAUCGAAGCUUAUCUCGAAGGUCAUGCUCAACAACAUAUUGAUCUACCCAUUGUCGGAUACCUGAUACGAGUAUCACGAAAUCUGCAUGAACCGACCAGAAGCUCCCCCGGAGCGGCAAUGAAAUGGCCGGCUUCAAUCCCAUGCCCGUCAUGUCGUCCGGCGCCACUCCAGGCCCGGACACUAUGGCCAUAACGGCUUCGGACAUGGAUGCCUUCAAUGCCUGUAUGGGCUUUGACGACUCGCUGCUCGACCCCGUCCACAUGCCCCACGUACCCUACACUCCCACCGGCUACGACUUCGAAACCUUCAGCACUACCUUCGAAGACCCCUUCUCCUACCCCGCCCGACCCUUCGAAACCAACAGCGGCACCGGCCCAAACCGCAACCACCACCGCGGCGGCGGGGGCGGCGGCGGCAACGGACCACACCACCCGCUCGGCGAGGGCGGCGGCGGCGGCGACCCCAUCCACAGCCACCACGACGUGUACGGGCACAUGGGGGCGACGUCCCCGCAGGACGACGACGACGAAGGGCUGGACAACAAGCUGCUGGGGUUCGGGGCGCCGAUCGCGGGCAAGGCGGCACUGGUCACCGACGCGGGCCACGUGGCGGAGCCGGCCAUGACGGGCGAGCUGUACGGCAUGUUCUUCGUGGCCGAGGACGUCUUCGGCGCCGACAGCAACACCUCGGGCCGCCCGCUCGAGCUGACCUGCUACCGCCGCAACCUGUGGCAGAUCUCGGGCCAGAUCACCCUGCCGCGCCAUGUGGCGCACUAUGUGGAUGACCAGGGGCGCCGGGCGCCGGUGGCCGAGCUGGCGGCGUCGAUUACGGCUGUGGAGAGCAUUGAGGGUCGGGUUGCCGAGAUGAUUACUAUUCCGUGGCGGGGGAGUAAUGCGCCGCUGGGGGCGGAGGAGACGAAAGUGGUGAGCGCGCCGCCGGUGGUGCCGCUUGAUUUUGGUGGUGGCGGGCAGGAGGUGGAUGGCGGGAGCCGCGUGUCGGUGCCGGUGGCGUGGAAGAGGCUGCAGUUCAAGCAUGCCACGGCGAAUAACGGGCGGCGGAAGGGGCUGCAGCAGCAUUACGUGGUGCAGAUCAAUCUGUUGGUCAAGAGCAAGGGCGGGGAAUAUGUCAAGGUGGCCGAGAUUCAGUCGGGGCCGGUGAUUGUCCGCGGGAGGAGCCCGAGGAAUUUCGAUAGCCGGAAGGAGGUGCCGCUGGGGGAUAAGAGGCCGCUGGAAAGGAAGAAUACCGAGGGACCGGGUGGUGGUGCUGGGGUAAAACAGCAGAAACAGGACGAUGGGGAUACGGUCAGGAUGCAGCGGUAUCCCUCGAUGGGCGUACAGCAAUCGCCAUCCGACUGGGCGACGCCCUAUGCUUCCAGCACACCUAACGCUCAACAACAUCCGAGUAAGAAAUUCGCUAUGGCCUCUCCAAACCUAAACCGGCCGCCGGUUCCGUCGUGGGGUACAAUAGAGCCACCAUCGCCGGUUAACUCAAAGCACACUACCACCAAGCCGAACCUAUCAACAACCAAGCAACGCAACAAUAGCGCUACAGGGCCCCAACCACUUCCGAUAAACCUCUCCCUCUCCGAAGACGAGCGGAGCCCCCCAAACCGCGCCAGCCCAAACGACCCCACUCAGAGUCCUCAGCUCACCAAAUCCUCCAUGCUGCUUUCCGGUGGCGGGAAAGGGUUAUCUGUUCCGGGGCAGGGUACUGGCGCCCAAAAUCCGCUGGCAACGGCGCUCGAGACGGAGGAUAUGUUAUACGAGUACUUCCCGCUCAGCGUCGACGACUGGAUGCCGCCCGUCGACGCAAUCUACCGGCCUCACGUCGUUCAUCAUACGAUCGUCCCACCUGAGGUCAAAGCUCAGCAGGUGCGGAGUAAAUCCAAACGGUACUUCGCCGCCGAGUGAUCCUCUCCUUGCGGUGU
Messenger RNA from Chaetomium fimeti, 2012 nucleotides. RefSeq lists its product as uncharacterized. Gene Ontology annotation, molecular function: DNA binding; DNA-binding transcription factor activity. Lineage: Eukaryota; Fungi; Ascomycota; Sordariomycetes; Sordariales; Chaetomiaceae. The record is from RefSeq and is a predicted model, not a curated record. Gene Ontology annotation, cellular component: nuclear chromosome. Gene Ontology annotation, biological process: meiotic cell cycle; positive regulation of transcription by RNA polymerase II. The transcript is spliced from 4 exons. Bases 208 to 1995 code for a protein of 595 amino acids.